This is a messenger RNA of Leptinotarsa decemlineata (Colorado potato beetle), 3438 nucleotides long. RefSeq lists its product as uncharacterized. The record is from RefSeq and is a predicted model, not a curated record. NCBI's taxonomy places the organism in Eukaryota, Metazoa, Arthropoda, Insecta, Coleoptera, Chrysomelidae.
ACAUUCAUACUGGCGAUAAAUCAUUCCAGUGUAAAAUCUGCUCUAAAUCAUUCAUUCGAGGAGGUACUUUGAAAUCCCAUGAAAGAAUUCAUACUGGUAAAAGACCAUUUCAGUGUAAAAUCUGCUCUAAAUCGUUCACUGAGAAAUAUAAUUUGAAAAGACAUGAAAAAAUUCACACUGAAGAAAAAUCAUUACAAUGAAAAAGUUGAUCUGAAAAUAUAUGACAACCAUUUUAGUGUAAAUUACAUUCUGAAUAUUUCAGUGUAAAUGUUUUUUUAAAAUUGCAUGACAAAAUUUAUAAUUGUUAAAAAGGAUUUCAUUUCUAAGAGCAACAGUAAAAUAAAACAUUGUUGAAAAGAACAACUCAUAUCUUAUGUUCUUAAAAGAUCUGAAAUAGCUUCCUUUCAAGUUAUAUGUAAAUGAUAGUACUGAACAAAUCUGAAGAAGAUAUUGAUUGUAUACCGAAACACGUGUUAUUGUUUUGUAAACUGUAAAUACGUUAUUAAAUGGAUUUUCAUCAAGUAUUAGCCGUUUCCAUCACAUAUUAGUUUAUUGAAAGAUAAUUAGAAGAUAAUUUUCAAUAUUUAAAUGAAAUAUCUGUAUGCGUCUUGUUCUUAUACUUUGUUAUGUUUCAAAAGUUCAUUAUACACGAAAUUGUGGAACUCCUCAUGACCUCGAUAGAUCCCGGAAUAUUUCGUUUUGAAACCAAGGAAUCACACGGUAAAAGGGAUGUGAUAGCUGGUUAACGGAAAAACGGAUAACGACCGUCUGCAAAAAUGGCACGUGAAUGCCGUAAUCGGAGUGGAGUCCAAAAGGUGUAAGUUCAAAAUGAAGGUAUGUUUGAAUUGCUAUGCCUCAAUCACGACAACUGUGCUCCCUGACGAAACUUCUGUACACUAAAAACAGGAGAAACCUGGUCAAAUGCACUCAAAUGAGAAGCAACAGCCAUAAUAGAGAUAGAGAGAGGUAGAAGGAAUAUCAACAUAACCUUAUAAGCUAUAGGUUAUGUCAGUGAAUGCAAAGGGGAUAUAUAUUUUUCCUCCGACAGGUGACUACUUUCUACAAAUAGACACAAGUAUAUUUUCUAAAAGAACAUAAUUUGUGACUGUGUGACAUGGCUACUCCUGGUACAACUAAUGGUGAAUAUGGAUGUGGGAGGAAAAUUAAACAGGAGGUAGAAUCUUUUGUGGAAGAAAAUGACACUCACAAUUCUGAAGAAAAAUAUGAUGCACUUCAAGUGAUUACCUCAAGGAAUGAAUUUUAUCCAGAACAGAUAAAGAGUGAAGAUACUGAUGUUGGUUAUCAUGAUCUGAAAUUUGAAUGCAAGGAAGAAAUGAAGGAAGGCUUAUAUUGUGAGGUGUGUGGAGGAAAUGUACUUAGUCCAAAGGAUUUUUUUAGCCCUGUUACUUUGAAAGGCAGCUGUAAUUGUCAAUGCCAGAAUGAGUCUAAUGCUAUGCAAGAUCCCGAAGAAUUUCACUUCCAAGUCAAGGAAGAGACAGUUGUUGGAAAUGAAGAGGAAGUUAUCAAUGAAAAUAUGAAAGAGAUGAAGGAAAUAAUUAGUUCUGGAUACUAUUCCAAUUCAAUUAGUGAGAGUAGAAUUCAUGAGGAAAACAAAAUUUGCUCAAGAAAUAUGAAAGAAAGAACUGGUGUGAAUUCUGUUGAAAACCAGCAUUCGCAAAAGUUCCCACUUUAUAAUAGAAUUUGCACAAAGUCAUCCUUUGAAAGUAUUGAUUUAAAAGGUGGUGAAAAAAUUAAUUUUGAUUCGAAACCAUUUCACUGUAAAAUUUGCUCUAAAUCCUUCAAAGAGAGGGGUAACUUGAAAAUACAUGAACAAAUUCAUACUGGUGAAAAACCAUUUCAAUGUAAAAUCUGUUCUAAAUCUUUCAAUAAAAAGUGUUAUUUGAAAUGCCAUGAAAAAAUUCAUACUGGUGAAAGACCAUUUCUGUGUACAAGGUGUCCUAAAUCAUUCAUUCAAAAAGGUAAUUUGAAAUCUCAUGAAAAAAUUCAUAUUCCUAAAUCAUUUCAGUGUAAAAUCUGUUCUGCAUCAUUCACCGAAAGAAAUAAUUUGAAAAAUCACGAAAACACUCAUAAUAUGGAAAUACCAAUUCAGUGUAAAAUCUGCUCUAAGUCAUUCAUUCAGAUAGGGAACUUGAGAGCGCAUGAAAAAAUUCAUACUGGUGAAAAACCAUAUCAAUGUAAAAUCUGCUCUAAAUCAUUCCGCCAAUCUGGUACUUUGAAAACACAUGAAAAAAUUCAUAGUGCUGAUAAACCAUUUCAGUGUAAAAUAUGCUCCAAAUCAUUCCGUCAUCGUGGUACUUUGAAAAUACAUGAAAAACUACAUACUGGCGAUAAACCAUUCAAGUGUAAAAUCUGCUCUAAAACAUUUACUCUUAGAGGUCACAUGAAAAGACAUGAAAACGUUCAUACUGGCGAUAGACCAUUCAAGUGUAAAAUCUGCUUUAAAUCAUUCAUUCAAGUAGGUCAUUUAAAUAGACAUGAAAAAAUUCACACUGGCGAAAAACCGUUUCAGUGUAAAUUCUGCUCUAAGUCAUUCGUUCAAAGAGGUGAAUUGAACAAUCACGAAAAAAUUCAUACAGGUACGAGACCGUUUCAGUGUAAAAUCUGCUCUAAAACAUUCAUUGGAAGUAGUGAUUUGCAUACACAUGAAAAAUGUCAUACUGGCAAUGAAUCAUUUCAAUGUAUAACCUGCUCUAAAUCUUUUAAUCUAUAUGGCAAUUUGAAAAGACACGAAAAAAAUCAUACUGGCGAUAAAUCAUUUAAGUGUGAAAUUUGCUCUAAAUCAUUCAUUCAUAGAGGUGAUUUGAAAAUACAUGAAAAGAUUCAUUCUGGGGAUAAACCAUUCAAGUGUAAAAUCUGCUCUAAAUCAUUCAUUCAAGGAGGUAAUUUGAAAGUACAUGAAAGAAUUCAUACUGGCGAAAGACCAUUUCACUGUGAAGUCUGCUCUAAAUCGUUCACUGAGAAAAGUAGUUUGAAAUUGCAUGAAAAAAUUCAUACUGGCGAAAAGCCAUUUCAGUGUAAAAUUUGCUCUAAAUCUUUUAUUCAAAAUGGUCACUUAAAAAGACACGAAAAAAUUCACACUGAAGAAAAACCGUUAAAAUGAAAAAUUUGUUCAAAGUUGUUCUGAAAAUAUAUGAAUGUUCUUUAAAGUUCUGAAAUGGCUUCCUCUCAAGUUGUAUGUAUGAUAGUAGUAAAAAAAACCUGAAGAAGCUAUUGAUUGUAUACUGAAACACGUGUUAUUGUUUUGUAAACUGUAAAUAAGUUAUAAAUGGAUUUUAAUCAAGUAUCGGCCAUUUUCAUUACAUAUUAGUUUAUUGAAAGAUAAUUUUCAAUGUGUUAAUGAAAUAUCUGUAUGCGUCUUGUUCUUAUACUUUGUUAUGUUUCAAAUGUUCAUUAUAAAUAAAAUUGUAGAACUCCUCA